GCACAUUGCGCGGGCUACAAUGCCCCAACCAACAGUGACAAUGCGCUUGGACGCGCAUCUGCCGACUUACACAUGUAUCCUCUGUGUAGCCCGGUAGAAAAGACAAGUGGAUUGAAUCUUGCGCGGUCGCGGGGUAAGAUCGCGCUAUAAGAGAUUUCAAGAGGCACAAAAGCCUUGGCAUGAUGCAGCACAAUGGCGAUCGGAGGUCAAUGCCUUGAUCCCCCGCCUUGAACCCCUCUUGAAAAUGCCAUUGUUCGCUGUAGUUCCCACUCUGCCGGUAGAUGCACAGCAUCUCAGGGGCCUGUUCGUGGUUGCUAUUGGAUCUUUGAUAUCUUGACCGCGCUUAUUAGAGUGUUCCCCUCCUUCUCUCGCAUGUCGCGCAUGGGCAGAUUUAUGCAGGUUCCUAACUUGAGGGGCAGCACCGUAUUUAAAUCAAGUCUCGAGAGACCAAGGAUUACCCCCAAGCAAUCCCCAUCUCUUUCCACAGCCUACUGUUCUCUUUGCAAACCACACACCACCUCAGCUAUAACGAUGGCAACCCAAGUCCAGGUCGAAAACGCCCUACUCGUCAAGGCCCGCGCCAGCGGCAGCAAGGAAGACUGCAUGGCGCUCUACGACACCUGGGCAACCUCCUACAACCAGGACCUCACCGAUGCCUCCCAGAGCUACGUCGCCCCGUUCACCGUCGCGCAAGCCGCACUCCAGCUCACCAAGAUCCCGAACGCGCGCAUCCUCGACGCGGGCUGCGGCACCGGCCUCGUCGGCGAGGGCCUGACCCGAGGCGCCGGCCAUGCAACAUCACUAACCAUCGACGGCCUAGACUUAUCGCCUGCGAUGCUGGCGGUCGCCGCCAACACCGGGGUGUAUCGCACCCUCACCAAAGCCGAUCUCACGCAACCAAUCGCCCUGCCCGCCGAGACCUACGACAUCGUGACCUGCGCCGGCACCUUCACCCACGGCCACGUGGGGCCGGACCCCGCGCUCCGCGAGUUCAUCCGCAUCCUGAAGACAGACGGGCUGGUUGUGGCGACCAUCUUGGACGAGGUGUGGGUGUCCAUGGGGUUUGACGCGGAGAUCGAGAGGCUGGUGGCCGAGGGCCUGGUGCGAGUAGUCAGUAUCGAGCUCACCGACUACCGGAAGGGAUGGGACAAGGCGCGGCUGGUGGUGCUGGCGAAGACCGCGACUGCUUGAUAUUUUGCCCAUGCGCCAAACGUGUAUCAGGAGUUUGUUUGAAUUAUCACCCAACGCGACAUCGAACCGACCGACGACUUGACCCCGUGCGACAACCCCAAUGCGAUCUG
Aspergillus aculeatinus CBS 121060 is the source of this 1301-nucleotide messenger RNA. Its product is annotated as class I SAM-dependent DNA methyltransferase. Gene Ontology annotation, molecular function: S-adenosylmethionine-dependent methyltransferase activity. The transcript has a single exon. The record is from RefSeq and is a predicted model, not a curated record. Bases 373 to 1191 code for a protein of 272 amino acids. NCBI's taxonomy places the organism in Eukaryota, Fungi, Ascomycota, Eurotiomycetes, Eurotiales, Aspergillaceae.